Molecule: messenger RNA, 399 nt
Organism: Aspergillus ochraceoroseus IBT 24754
Lineage: Eukaryota; Fungi; Ascomycota; Eurotiomycetes; Eurotiales; Aspergillaceae
Product: TVP15 family protein
Exons: 4
Coding region: 1-399 (132 amino acids)
Biological process (GO): vesicle-mediated transport
Cellular component (GO): Golgi membrane
Source: RefSeq, a predicted model, not a curated record
AUGGAUCUCUCCAACAUCUUCCGCUUCGUUAACAUCGCCGUUGGCAUCAUCAUGAUCCUCGGCGGUAUCGCCCAAUUCUUCCCUGCCAGCGUGGGUUCCAUUGUCGUUGGUAUAUACGUGAUUAUCUUUGGUCUCCUUAUCGCUGGUCUGGAAUUCCUGCCCAACGUCCCCGAUUAUGUCUACCGCUAUGCCUCCUUUCUGUUCUCCUUCCUUGGCCGUGGCGUUUUCUACAUCUUUGUGGGAUCGAUUCUGCUGCACGGCCAUGUGCUGCGAUACAUCGCAGGCUCCGUCGUCGGAUUCCUGGGCGUGGGAUAUAUUGCCCUGGAAUUUGUGCCUUCGAUCGAGCCUCCUUCCAACAUGCGUGAGACUGACCAGGGCUGGGGCGCCGAGCAGGUUUAA